AUGAAGACUUCUCUAUCGAUCCUUCUUCUUGGAGCCAUCGCGGCUGUCUCUGCUUCAGCACUUCCUAAGGAUGACCCUCUUAAGGGAUAUAAGAUUGUUCCUCUAAAAUGGACGGGUGUUGUUGAAGAUGGUGCCGAGCCUGUUACUUUGACGGGCAGCAUCGAGGAAAUCUCUGCCCAGAUCCAGAAGCUAAACCCGGAUUACAUGCCCCCGGAAACCAACAGUACUGCUGCUGCUGAAAUCGAGAAGCGCGGUCAGGGCCACAUCAUUUGCAACGUCGGCGGAUAUGGCGCCGUAGACACACGAGCUGCCCAGCGAGACAAGGACUAG
Fusarium pseudograminearum CS3096 is the source of this 330-nucleotide messenger RNA. RefSeq lists its product as uncharacterized. The record is from RefSeq and is a predicted model, not a curated record. NCBI's taxonomy places the organism in Eukaryota, Fungi, Ascomycota, Sordariomycetes, Hypocreales, Nectriaceae. The transcript has 4 exons. The coding region runs from base 1 to 330 and encodes 109 amino acids.